Messenger RNA from Rodentolepis nana, 363 nucleotides. Lineage: Eukaryota; Metazoa; Platyhelminthes; Cestoda; Cyclophyllidea; Hymenolepididae. The record is from the annotation of a GenBank genome assembly.
AUGUGUUGUGUCGUUCCCAAUUGGUUGGUGAAUUGGGCAAAGUUAGAAGACGUAACCACCCCUACGUCAUAUUCGCCAAUUUCAAACAUUGCACAUAGUUCAACGCCAAGACAAGUAGGCACUUCGAGUCCUCAUUUUGGUGAAACGAGCACAAGAGCUUUUUGUACGUCCUGUCAAAGUGACGUUGAUACGGCUAUAUUACGGAAGGAUGGAGCUUUUACCUUCCUCGCGAGCUGUGUGCUGAUAUACUUUAGGUGUGGCAUAUUCUGCUGCUUCAUACCAUUCUGUUUGAAGUCCUACAAGGACACUGUACACUAUUGUCCUGUUUGUUCGCGGGAGUUAGGAAGAUUGAAGCGCAUUUAA